Messenger RNA from Formica exsecta, 381 nucleotides. RefSeq names its product early nodulin-11-like. NCBI's taxonomy places the organism in Eukaryota, Metazoa, Arthropoda, Insecta, Hymenoptera, Formicidae. The record is from RefSeq and is a predicted model, not a curated record. The transcript has a single exon. Bases 1 to 381 code for a protein of 126 amino acids.
AUGCUGGAAGCACCGCCGAUCUUCCGGCCGCCACCACCAAGACGGCCGCCGAAAGUCGGCACCGCCAUCCAGCGGUCCGACAGGACGAACCAGCGGAAGCUGGCCAUGUUGGCCACACCGUUGCCGCCACUAACCGCCUGCCACCGUCGCCGAACAACACCGGCACCGAUGAGGCCGCCAGCCAAGCGACCAAGGUCGCCACCGGGCCAGGAUCCAGCACCAGAGGAGCGAGCAACGGGGGAAACACCACCCGCCCCCCCCAUGCCCCGAAAUCCUGGUCCCGAUAGGUCCCGCGGCGCCACCGCCGAUCAUGGUGGAACUCGAGCCGGGACUAGUAGCGCCGAUCCCGCAUUUCGCGGUACACGUGUCCCGGCGAUAUAA